GCUUCGCACUGUAAAAAAAAAAACUUUUGCCUCUGAACUGAGAACACGCGCGCUGACGAAAGCUCUGGCUUCGAUGCUCUACUCCGCCGUCAGACACGGGCUCAAACCACGGCCACGGCUCCCACCUCCCGCGUCGUCUCCACCGCCGGCUCCCGCUCCGGCUUCCCCUUCCACCACCACUCACCGCACCUCCCACACACACGCCUCCCCCGCCACCCACGCGUCGCUGCUCCUCCGGCUGCGCUCGAGCCCCGCCCUCGCCGAGGCCCGGCGGCUGCACGCCACUCUCCUCACCGGCGGCCACCGCCACGGCACCAUUCUCCUCGCGCAGCUGGUGCACGUCUACGUCAGGCUCGGCGAAACCUGCCACGCGCUGCGGGUGCUCGACGGAAUGCCCAGGCGGAACUCCUUCGCGUGGAACGCCGCGAUCAGGGGCCUCGUCGACGCCGGCCGCUUCCCCGACGCGCUGGAGGCCUACCGGGCGAUGUUAGACGAUCGCUCCGUCACCGCGGACGGUUUCACCUACCCGCCCGUCAUCAAGGCGUGCGCUGCGCUCGGGGCGGUUGAGCAGGGGAGGCUGAUACGAGAGCGCGUGGAGGCGGGCGUUGCGCGUGGCGACGCGGAGCCCAACGUGUUUGUGCAGUGCGCACUCGUGGACAUGUUCGCCAAGUGCGGGUGCUUGGGCGAGGCGAGGAGCGUGUUCGACACCAUGCCGAUCAAGGAUCUGGCCGCGUGGACUGCGAUGAUCGGAGGGGCCGUGCACACCGGGGAGUGGCUUGACGCCAUGAAUCUGUUCAAUCGGAUGAGAUCAGAAGGGUUCUGUGCUGAUUCAGUGAUCGUCGCCACCGUCAUUCCAGCAUGCGGCAGGGCGAAAGAGGUACAUACUGGAACAGCACUACACGGAUGCGCAGUAAGAUGUGGGGUUGCUGACGUUACCUGUGUUUGCAAUGCUCUGGUUGACAUGUACUGCAAGUGCGGUUGCCUGGAGACGGCGGACUAUCUGUUCCGUUCUAUCCGUUUCAAGGACGUCGUCUCCUGGAGCACCUUAAUCGCAGGGUAUUCCCAGAAUCGAAUGUACCAUCUCAGUGUCAGUCUGUUUACUGAAAUGGUGAGUGCUGCAGGGUUAAAACCAAAUUCCAACACCAUGGCGAGUAUACUUCCCAGCCUUUCCGAGCUGAAGCUACUCGGGCAUGGAAAAGAGAUUCAUGGCUUCUCCUUAAGGCAUGGACUUGACCAGAGCAAGUUUCUGGGGAGCGCGUUUAUAGACUUCUACAGCAGACAAGGGUUCGUAAGGAAGGCAGAGACUGUAUUUGAGCUCAUGCCAAAGACAGAUGUUGUCAUAUGGAAUUCAAUGGUUGCUGGAUAUGCAGUGAAUAGGGAUACAGAUUCUGCACACUGUGCAUUUAGGGCGCUGCAGAAAGCGGGAUUUAAACCUGAUCAUGUCACUGUUGUUUCAGUUCUUCCGUUGUGCAAUCACCAUUCCAGGCUCACCCAAGGGAAGGAACUACACGGGUAUGUUGUAAGGCAUUGCAUGAGUUCAGUUUGCUCAGUUAGUAACGCGCUUAUAGAUAUGUACUGCAAAUGUUGUUGCCUAGAAAAGGGCAAAGAGAUUUUUCAAUCGAUGAUAGAGCGGGAUACUGCUACAUAUAACACCCUGAUUUCUUCAUUGGGAAAGCAUGGUCAUGAAGAUGAAGCAAUAAUGUUAUUUGAUCAAAUGAGGAGAGAUGGAAUUGCGCCUGAUAAAGUGACUUUUGUGGCUCUCUUGUCUUCUUGUAGCCAUGCAGGCCUUAUUGACAAGGGCUUGUACUUCUAUGACUCCAUGUUACAAGACUACAAUAUUUCCCCAGAUAAGGAGCAUUAUUCAUGCGUUGUUGAUCUUUACAGCAGAUCUGGGAAACUUGACGAUGCCUGGAAGUUCAUUUCUAGUUUGCAAGAAGGGGCAGAAAUAGAUGUUCUUGGAUGCCUCUUGGGGGCUUGCAGAGUGCAUAAUAGAACGGAUAUUGCUGAGCUAGUUUCAAAAAGAAUAUUUGAACAGAACCCCAGUGAUCCUGGUUAUCAUAUUCUGCUGUCCAAUAUAUAUGCUGAUGCCGGAAUGUGGUCUGAUGUGACGAGGAUCAGAACUAUGAUAGAAGAGAGAAGUUUGAAGAAUAAAACAGGAAAUACUUUGAUUUAAGGUUAUCACAACAUAAGUUAUGGAUCUUAUAUAUUGAUCGGUGUUUUGCUAAAAUAAGAGAACUGUUGAACAAGAACCAUUCAUGGUUUCAUGGAUACAAGCAACUGAAAUGGCACUUAAAAAAUGUUCGGGUGUCAUAUAUACUUCCAACAUUCAGAACUUGAGGGUGUCAUUUGUACUUCCAACAUUCAGAACUUGGGCAAAACACCUUGUGGUUACUCUGUACCAUAUGAUGUAUACAGGAGGGAAGUUUAAAACUGCAGAAGUUCGCAAAAAAUGUCUGUCCUGGAGGAGAGUAUGUCAGAGAAAUAUCUACUCUCUUAAACACGCUGUUGGAAGAUUUUCUUCAUAGGAAACAAUUCCAUAUCUGUAGAUAUAGGUAACUAAAAGCCUUAUGCUCCUUUUGUGCUAACUAUCUAGCAAUAAAUAAUGAACAGAGGCUGAGCUGAUUUGUCUAAGGCCUCUUUUAUACGGGAACUAUUUCUCUGGAUUACUCGGUACCCCUCAUUGUUCCAUUUGCAACUUAAUCUGUUCUAGUGCAAAUUUUCUUUGCUUAACAGAUUGUUUUUGUGAAACGCCAAGCAAUGGUGUACAGCUGAUGGCAUGCUUAUUUUUCUACUUGGGUUGCAGGUAAUCUCAGUUUGCAGUCUACUAGUCUAAAGUUCUUUUAUACAACACCCAAAGUAAUAUUAUUGGGAUCAAGGAAUAUCCUCUGUUUUGUGAUUAGCCUUGUUUUGCUUAAACUGGUAACUUUGUGUUCUUUAGCUGUCCACCUAUGUUUUUGUAUCUCUAGCUGGUACCCCAGUUUUACUUUUUUUUUUCUUUGAGUUUCUGGUUCGUCUUGCAAUCCUGGCCGGUUGAUGGCUUCGUUAAUUCAAAGGCGGGCUCAUUUCGAGCCUUCCGUCUAUAAAGAAACAGCAUUAACCCAGUGCAAGUUCAAUCUCCAGAUGGUGAUGUUUGCAAAGGAAAUGUGGAGUUAUACAUUUUGGAUUCUGAAUCAAAACCAAAGCCCUUCCAAUAACUGUUUCAAUUCCCAAUUAUCCUUUGAAAUAUCAAUUACCAUGAGUCUGAUUUUUUUUUCACCACACACGCAACAUCUAGACCACACUGCUACUUAAAUCUGCACAAAGGGUUCAGCAUAUUACAGUGCAUGGUCCUACUUAAAUCUCUUCACCUGUUGCUACCAUAUACUACAACGACCAUGUUUCCAUCAAAUAGUAAUAUUACAGCUGAUGGCAUGAUAAAUCACCCAGCACGGUAAGACUUCUUGCUUUUGUACUUGGGUUGCAGGUAAUAGCAAUUCACUCUCUACUAGUCUGAAGUUCUUUUAUACAGCACCCAAAGUAAUACUAAUAGUGUCUGAAGAAACAGCAUUAACCCAGUGCAGUUUCAACCUCCAGGUGUUGAUGUUUGCAAAGGAGAUGUGGAGUUAUUCAUUUUGGAAUCUACGGUUAAACCAGAAGCCCUUCCAAUAACUGUUUGAAUUCACAAUUAUCCUUUGAAAUAUCAGUUACCAUGAUGUCUGAAUCUUUUUCACCACACGCACAACAACUAGACCACACUGCUGCUUAAAUCUCCACAAAUGUUCAGUAUAGUACAGUACAUGUUCAUGCUUAAAUCCCUUCACCUGUUGCUAUCAUAUACUACAACGACAAAUGUAUCCAUCAAAUAGUGCCAAAAGCAAAAAAGAUUUCUAAAGUAGAUUAUGUAAAGCAUCCGGAAUUCUCUGCUGGAUAAAGGAGUGAGCUCAUUGCAUGUCUUGUCAGACAGUGGAUGCCUACCUAUCCUGCUAAUUGUUGCUGCUGUCUGAAGUUUGUGCGAAGGGCAAGAACAUGGUCUACAUUAUUACACCUUUUGCUGUGUCGAUUCAGUUUCCUAGAACCGGUGGGACAAGAGGCUGCUAAUAACUUGCUGACUUUAUUUAUGAGGGGGCGAUGCACACUGAUGUUUCAAGUAUAUCUGGUUUGACAUAUUUCUUGCUGUUACUUUCCUAAGAAAACAUAAACAUCACUAUUUUGACUAUUUAUGUUACCAUAUUACUUGUCGCUGGAGAGUUGCAUCGCCCCACAGUUCAAGAGGGCGUCUGUGACUUCAUCUCUUGAAUUUUUUUCUUGAAUCAAAUAGUGACGUCUCUAAGGACUAAGAGCAUCUCUAACAGAGCCCGUAAAUCCCUCCAGAACUGAUUUUUUCCGGCGGAUUUACGGGUUCGGGCCAAAAGUGGCGCAGAACGGAGCCCGAAUCGGUGGGCCGGGCCGUAAAAGUAGUUCGGGGAUUUUUUCCGGCGGAUUUACGGGUUCGGGCCAAAAGUGGCGCAGAACGGAGCCCGAAUCGGUGGGCCGGGCCGUAAAAGUAGUUCGGGGGCCCGAGAAACUCCGCGGCCGCCCCGUAUAAAAGGGGCCGCGGGGAGUUCGGUUCGCAAACCCUACUCCCCUCCGCCUGUGUCGCCGCUCCGCUAGCUCCGACGAGAAAUUCUCGUGUCGGCAUCGCUGCCCGUCGAGCUCCGGAUGGCUUGCCACGGAAGCUCCGCUAUGGGAGGAGGUAGUUUGUGCGGCGGGGACUCGCCGCCGCGCCCACCCGUAUUCCGCACGGAGGAGGAGCGGCGCAAAUGGGUUCGCUCGGAGGGCGCGCGCAAGCGCAGCGCCCGCCGGUGGACCAACUGGGGGCUCACGCGUCCGCCGCCUCGUCUUCCACUGCCACCACCUCCGCCGCCGCGCGUAGAGGCCCCCGGGGCCGAAUUUUGGGCAAAAUUACCUCGCGCUGCUGCGGAUAGUAGUUAAUUUAGGUUAUUAGUUCGAAUUAUGUAAAGUUUGGUGCUCAAUCCGAGCAACAACUAUCAUCUAUAUGUGUUCAUCGAUGAAUUCUCCCGCGAGAAUUUAAAUUUCGUGUUUUUAGUUCCUAUUUUACAGUUUCUGUUCUGGGUGACUAUCAAAAUCGAACGAACUAACGUUUUCGGGAGACUGAAUUAUAGUUUUUCGGUUUCCACUUUUCCGGGCUCUACUAGAGAUGCUCUAAGCAGAGUGAAGCACCGUGCUUUUCCACGAUUUUUUUUUGGCGCCCAUGGUGUCCUGAUUUAGUUCCUUAUUGUGUAAGGUCGACAGAUUGACUUGCAAGAUCCAAGAAAGCAAAUUGACAUCGUUUUCCUAUGCAGGUCACAUCUACACACCAACUCUGGAAGUUGUAGUGUCUGGUAUGAUUCGGGCCACCUGCCUUCCUGCAAUGAUAUACCGGGCAAGGAAAGCCAACACCACACAUGUUCUGGAGUCUUGAUCUGCACAUUUCGCUGCCCAAAGCUUCACAAAAAAUAAGCAGCUAAUUACUAGGCUGAUUAGCGUUGUUUAAGCUCAAGCCCUCACCAUUGGCUGCCAGAAACAGAAAACUGGCAGAUUCUUGAAUGGCGCAUCCAUCCAUGUGGGCGGAUAAGGACGUGCUCCUCAGAAUGAGGGCGCUGCUGCUUCUGCUGCACAGUGGCGUUGUGGAGCUCAGUUUCCUCAGUAGGGGUCUGCUCCCCAUUCAAAUCAUGGGCAAUGGCUUGGCUUGGUGUGCAGCAGGGUAACCAUAUGCCCCGACACUUCUGCUCCAGUGCUCCUCCCCUGGAAAUUUUUUAGGCCCAUCAAACACAAUAACAAUGGAGAUCUUGUCAUACCUGUUCGUAAGCGAGGGCACGAUUGUAAUUUUAGUGUAGGUGCACCGUCCGUACAACCCUAUAUAGACCCGUAUGGUCCGUGUUGUGGUGUACCUUGUUUUUGUACGUAUCUACAGUCUUGUGCGUGUGCAAAAAUAGAAAGAUCCUAUAAAGAUCUUGCUCACGUGACCUUUUUUUCUACGCGACGUACACAUAUAUACCAUAUCAACAUAGACGGGUAUACAUUGGUUGGAUAUGAGUUUCGGCGGACCCAACAUAGGAAAAACAAUCCAACUAUCACUCUUCAAAUUUAUUUAGGGGGGGGCACCGGAGCAACCCUCAUGCCCCGAACCACUAUGAUGUUCAAUUAUCAUGCAAGAUUUUACAUUAUGAUAGCUAGUACUAGCUCCAUUAUAUGUCGUGUUUGAUUUGAUCCAACACUGCCUAACAACUGACAGGACGGGCUAGUGGUUUAGUAAUGGUCUAUGUUGUAGUGUUUUUUUUUUUGAGGGUUCUGUGUAGCUUAUUUUCCAUUGUGCAUAUGCCUCUUCUGUUUAAAUGUUGCUAUCUUUUACCUAAAUGUAAGUCUUUUUAGAAAGCUAAACUAGCUAAGACUUCUGUUUAAUUGUUGCUAUCUAUUUUGGAAGGCAAGUAGUAGCUUGUAGAGAUAUGUUCUGGUCCAGACAAUCCGGCUGGGUCGUGACUGAAAAUGCACUGCCCAAGCUAAACUAGCUAAGACCUAGCUGUAAACAUCAAGUUAAAAAUGUCAACCACACCCAAAAAUUAUUGGAUGAUUCUGCUAAAAGCAACACCCUUU
Molecule: messenger RNA, 6612 nt
Organism: Lolium perenne
Lineage: Eukaryota; Viridiplantae; Streptophyta; Magnoliopsida; Poales; Poaceae
Product: pentatricopeptide repeat-containing protein At4g33990-like
Biological process (GO): RNA modification
Molecular function (GO): protein binding; RNA binding
Source: RefSeq, a predicted model, not a curated record